Orbicella faveolata is the source of this 1591-nucleotide messenger RNA. Its product is annotated as beta-4C adrenergic receptor-like. Gene Ontology annotation, cellular component: membrane. Gene Ontology annotation, molecular function: G protein-coupled receptor activity. Gene Ontology annotation, biological process: G protein-coupled receptor signaling pathway. The record is from RefSeq and is a predicted model, not a curated record. Lineage: Eukaryota; Metazoa; Cnidaria; Anthozoa; Scleractinia; Merulinidae.
UGUUUUUUGGAAAACACACGGCUUUUUUAAUAAACCCGCCCGUCAGGCCAGUGACGUUUAUGUCUUGGUUUUAUUCUGAUAAGUUUUUAGAAAGUUCAAGAACCACGUAUUAAUUCUUCAUCGCAAUUAACAUACUGUCAGUUUUAACCGUAUUUUAUGACAACAAAACAUCUGAAAUGACUUUUUCUGGAAGUACUUCGUUUACUUAGUGUUUUGACUUAAUUAAGAAGAACGAGUAUUAACUGCAUUUUAUGAUAACAAAAUGUCUGAAGUGGCGGGUUUUGGGACACUUAAUUGACUUCGUUUUCUAAGGCGCUUUACUUGAUUAAGAACAGGAAUCUUUUCAGCCAAAGUGAAGCAAUUGGUUUGUGGUGUUGAGGAAGGAGACUCUCUUAGCUUCGUGAAACAUCUUUUAUGUCAACUUCUCGGUCACCUUGAAGAGACGUCUGUGGAUAUGAUGAAGAAAGCAAUUUGUGAAUUUCUGCUGGAGUUCAACCCCAAAGUCGUCGAAUUUGCAGACCUUCGUUCGACUUACAUCGCCAAUUGUGUCUUCAACAGUUUUCUGUCCUAUACCUGUAUCAUGCUGAACAUUGUGACAAUCCACGCGAUAAGAAAAACUUCCUCGUUGCCCAAUCCUUUAAAAGCACUCCUCCUGAGUCUUGCUGUUUCUGAUGUUGGUGCUGGUCUGUUGUGUCAGCCUUUUUACACCUCACUUCUGGUAAAAUGGUUACAGCAAAACAACCUUGGCUGUAAUACCUAUAUAAUUUUUGAGGUCAUUGGAUGUGUGUUUUUCUUAGCUUCCUUCUUGGGUGUUGUGGCCAUAAGUGUUGACAGAUUUUUCGCAAUUCAUCUUCAUCUCAGAUAUCGGGAACUUGUGACUCACAAGCGUGUUGUUGCUGUGGUGAUAUCAAAAUGGGCGCUUAGUGUGUUUCUUCCUUUGACGAUUUUGGUCGUCUUUGUAAUGAACGACCCCACUAUCUCUUUAAAAAGAUUUCAUCUUUUCUCGUGGACUCUCGUAUAUCUUAAUUCAACUUUGAACCCAGUAAUUUACUGCUGGAAGAUGAGACNAGCCUCCUUCUUGGGUGUUGUGGCCAUAAGUGUUGACAGAUUUUUGGCAAUUCAUCUUCAUCUCAGAUAUCAGGAACUUGUGACUCACAAGCGUGUUGUUGCUGUGAUGAUCUCAAAAUGGGCGCUUAGUGUGUUUCUUCUUUUGACGAUGUUCUGGAUUCCGCUGGAUAUUCUUAUACCUGUUUUGUUAUUUGUAGGAGUUAUUGGUCUUCUCGUCACGACAGUGGUGUACAUCAGAAUUUAUGUAACCGUAAAAAGUCACAAGAAUCAGAUUCAGGCCCAACAAGUACAAGAAGGAGCAGAGAAUGGCGAAAUGGCAAAUUUUGCUAGCCUUAUUAAAUCUGCAUUCGGUGUAUUCUACGUAUAUCUGGUGUUUUUGAUUUGUUACUUGCCUUUCUUUAUCAGUUUGGUCGUCUUUGUAAUGAACGACCCCACUAUCUCUUUAAAACGAUUUUACGUUUUCUCGUGGACUCUCGUAUAUCUUAAUUCAACUUUGAACCCAGUAAUUUACUGCUGGAAGAUG